UGGCGCCCAUUGGUUCCUUGAACUACCAAGGUCUCGUCUGAUUGGUCACCUUAUAACGCUCUAAAGUUUAGGUGGGGAGGGGGGCAGGACGUGGCAGUGGCUGUGGCAGUCUUUUCAUGAACAGCAAAUAGCGCUUCGACAAGACCAUUUUACGAACACAGCAUCAUAUUCAAAGGCAAGGUAAGGUAACAGACAAAUACACAAUGGAGGGCCCCAUCCCUGUAGUGGACUUCCUACCCUACAGCCUGGCAAACCACUGCGCGGAUGACGACCAACUGGCCGCCCUGGCUGGUCAGCUCAUCCAUGCCUUCAGCACCACCGGGUUUGUGUACCUUUGGCACCACGGCAUUCCCCCAGCGCAGAUUGAACGAGUCUUUCGAGUAUCAGAGAAGUUCUUCGCACUGCCCAAGGAUGCCAAACAAAAGUAUGCUCGACCAGCAGACAACAACCAUGGAUGGGUGACCCUGGAACGAGAGAGCCUCAACCCGUCUCGCCCAGGUGACUUGAAGGAGGCCUUCAACGUGACAUGGGUGGAAAAGCCACCAGCGUGGCCAAUGGCAGAGCUUCCAGAGUUUAGAGACGUUGUACUGAACUUCUACGACAAGUGCAGAAAGCUCAGCUUGCACAUUUUGGAGCUGGUUGCCAGGGGUCUGCAUGUGAAGGAUGUUAAGGGGUUUGUUAACUCCCACAAGUUCAUGGGUUCUGGGCCUAAUGCCACGGCACUGCGCCUACUCCACUACCCGCCGGUACCCGCAGAGACCAAGCCAGACCAGGUGCGCUGCGGUGAGCACUCCGACUAUGGUUCCAUCACGCUCCUCUUCCAGGACAAGGUCCCCGGGUUGGAGGUUCUCAACAGGGACGGGGUAUAUGUUCAGGCACCCAUCAUCGAGAACGCCGUGCUGGUCAACAUUGGAGACCUGAUGCAGAGGUGGACAUCGGAUCGUCUUGUGUCCACCAAACACCGCGUCCUGCUGCCCACUGACCGGCAACAGAUGCGACAGUCACUGGCGUUCUUUGUUCACCCCGACGAUGAUGUCAUGAUUUCUUGUCUAGACGGGUCCAAUAAGUACGAACCAAUCACAGCUAAGGGAUACCUUGAUCAGAGAUUUGAAGCUACCUAUUAGGCCUGGAGGUUUAUCAAACAAUGCAAAUUACAAUCAUGAGAUGGUAAUAAGGUAACCCACAAAAUCAGACAGCAGGGGGGCAUAAAGUUUAGGGAAGGCAGGUAUAAACUGAGUAUUACUAACCAAUGAAAUGGUAUUAUUAACAAGUAAAGUAGGUCUUUCAUCAGACUCCCUAUGUUAAGCCACUGAUGUUAAGCAGGUUACUCAAGACCAAAAACAGACAGUAUUGCUGUAUGAAAGACCUGCUAAGAGAUGGAUGGCCCAAGAUAGGAAGAACUGGAGGAAGUUCAUCGGUGUCUUAAGCACCAACAGGAGCAAAGAGUAAGAAUGUUUGGCAGCAUAUCGGUAAAUGGGGAAAAUUAAUUGGUUAUAUUUAAUUUGAUAUGUCUUAUACAUUAUGUAUUGCUGCAAUGGUAAUUGGGGUACAACUUCUAGAACCUUAUUUGUCAUCACCUUCACUUUAUUUUAAUCAUCAGUUCUAUAGUUUUUCACGUGUCAUUCUGUUUAUGAUUUACGUGCCAUACAUGUGUUUGUAUGUGUUUUAUGUUCUUUGAAAAUCAAUAAAAA
Branchiostoma floridae (Florida lancelet) is the source of this 1691-nucleotide messenger RNA. RefSeq names its product 2-oxoglutarate-Fe(II) type oxidoreductase ppzD-like. The coding region runs from base 204 to 1124 and encodes 306 amino acids. Gene Ontology annotation, molecular function: dioxygenase activity. The record is from RefSeq and is a predicted model, not a curated record. Lineage: Eukaryota; Metazoa; Chordata; Leptocardii; Amphioxiformes; Branchiostomatidae. The transcript has 3 exons.